Molecule: messenger RNA, 2051 nt
Organism: Passer domesticus (house sparrow)
Lineage: Eukaryota; Metazoa; Chordata; Aves; Passeriformes; Passeridae
Gene: ZFYVE27
Product: zinc finger FYVE-type containing 27
Exons: 12
Coding region: 71-1297 (408 amino acids)
Biological process (GO): neuron projection development; neurotrophin TRK receptor signaling pathway; protein localization to plasma membrane
Cellular component (GO): endoplasmic reticulum tubular network; growth cone membrane
Molecular function (GO): metal ion binding
Source: RefSeq, a predicted model, not a curated record
CCGGCCGCGUCACGGGAGCGCGCGGGGGUCGGGCCGAGCGCGGCGGGGCCGCUCCGCUCCCGGUCCCGUCAUGCAGGCGGUGGAGCGGGACGCGGCGGCAGGCGGCCCCGAAGGGACGACGGGAGCUGCUGAGGCCCCGCCGGAGCCGUCGCCGCCCAAGGCCGCCGCUGCUUUCGACCUGCUGGAGCUGGUGCGGAGCUACCGGCGGCUGGAGCUCUACCUGGAGCCGCUGCGGGACGCCGCCGAGGGUGUGCGCUCCCUACUGCGGUGGCAGCGGCCUGUGUGCUCCCUCCUGGUCUGCCUCGGCCUCAACUUCCUCCUGCUCACCCUCGGCCAAGCCGCCUGGUACUCGGUGCUGGCCCUGCUGGUGGCCGUGCCGGCCCUGCUGGGUUACCUGCAAGAGACGUGCCGGGCCCGGCCCUCGGAGCCCGAGCUGGUGCGCAGGAGGUACCACAGCAUCCGCAGGGAGGAUCUGCGCAAGGUGCAGCUCUCGCGGCAGGAGGCCAUCGCCCAGGUCAAGAGCUUCCUGAUCCAGCUGGAGGGGUUUCUGAACGGGAUGUGCUGCAGCUGUGAGGCAGUGUACCGUGUGCUCUACUGGGAGAACCCCACUGUCUCUUCCCAGUUUUAUGGGGUGCUGCUGGGCACUGUCUGUGUCCUCUACCUGCUGCCCCUCUGCUGGGUCCUGGCCAUCCUCAAUAGCACCCUCUUUCUGGGCAACACCCAGUUCUACCAAGUGAUCAUGGAGCUCAAGGCCUCCAUCGAGCAGUGUGUGGGCUCCAAACCCCUCGAGAGCACUCCAGAGCCUGCUGAACCCCUGCCACCAGCUGCUGCCCCAGAUCGGACCCCCACCCCCACCAGUGCAGAGGACCUUACCCCUGGCAGUGUGGAGGAAGCAGAGGAGGCGGAACCUGAUGAAGAGUUCAAAGAUGCAAUUGAGGAGAACCAGCUGCUGGUCAUGGAGGAUGAUGAGAGCUCUCAGUGCUCAGCAGAUUUUGACCUCAGCCUCCCAGACAAUGGUUUUAUGAGCAAGAAUGAGGUGAUCCGCAGCAAGGUGUCCCGCCUGACCGAGCGCCUGCGCAAGCGCUACCCCAGCAACAACUUCGGGAACUGCACAGGCUGUGCUGCCACCUUCUCUGUGCUCAAGAAGAGGCGGAGCUGCAGUAACUGUGGGAACAGCUUCUGCUCCAGGUGUUGUUCCUUCAAAGUCCCCAAGGCUGUGAUGGGAGCCACGGCCCCGGAGGCUCAGAAGGAGACAGUGUUCGUGUGCGCGCUCUGCAACCAGGUGCUCAUCAAGUGAUGAAACAGGCCCAGCCACCUCCUGUGUCCUGCACUGCCUGACACCUGGGACAGCGGGCAGGCACCCCUGCCACUGGCAGCCUGGAGUGUUUGGAUCCCAGCACGGCAUUCCCCUGCCAGAGGAUGCUUGCACUUGUGCUCCUCCUGCCAGCGCCAGGCUGGACGGACCAGCCUUCCUUGCCAUGCACCAGCUGGGUCGCUGUGGUGGAGCACUGCCCACGGCUGUGCCCCAUCCCUGCAGCUGCUCCAAGCCCUGGGUGCUCUCUGGCACUUGCUGUGCCCUGCCACGUGCUUGCCCAGGCCCUUUGGCCUGGCUCAGUGAUGGAAGAGCCAUCCUUCCUACUCGUGGUCCUGCCUUCACCUCCUCGGUGGGGCAGAACAACCUCAGGGCUCUGUCCCUACCUUUCCCAGCACUGUGCUACAAGUGACUGUAUUUUUGGGAUCAGUUCAGAGCUUCUCCUGCAUCCUUUGGGGUCUAGACUAGCUAGGUCUUUCAUCCUGGCUCAGCUGAGACUCUGCUAGUCACUCCUGUGCUCCUCAGCCUCACUGCCUGCAGGUUUAGUCUUUUCCCCCUGAAUUUGGCUGUAACCCAGAGGAGGAAAGGGAAUGAGUUUGGAUUGGGCUGUGUGGCUGGGUCUCCAGUGUGACAAAAAGCAGGAGUUGGUGCUGCUCUGUGCACUUAGUGACUGCUGCUUUCUACUACAAAUUAAUAUAUAAAUGCAUAUAGAGAAUGACCAAUAAAUCUCUUGUCCUCA